UAUGCCACUUCAGGUUAGCUCACUGCCGAGUACACAACUGUUCUACUUAUAGUCCUUGCUUAUACGUUGCUGUAGAAUGUCUACCAAAGAAACAUAGAACACCGAAGCUCUGUUCAAAAAAUUUCAAUCGUACUUUGAUCAGAAAUUCGAAUCGAUCUCCAACCAUAGCAAAAAUGACAAUGCUUCUAUACUAGAGUUAAGAAACAAGUUAGAGGCUCAAGAUCUCAAAAGAUCCGGAAACUCCGCCCCAUACGAAUUCUGCGGGAAAAUUCAAAUCCUGACCAACAAAAUCAAGUUGUCUCUCUUAGCCAAGGACGACCUCACAUCAGCAAUAGAAACCAUACAAGAACUUGAGGAGAUCACCGCCGAUCGAAAACAAAAAAUUCAGAUCGCAGAUUCUAGCAAAGCAGGCUGGAUCACGGUACAGCAUAUGGAGAAAGGAACUGGCAAGAAUCAAUCCCCCGAAAAACAAAAGAGGAUACUAGCAGCAGAAGAAUCGGCCCUCAAGGAGCUGGAGAACAGAAAGCGACAGAAGAAAACAACAACUGAUCGACAACAUGAGGGUUUACUUAGCUCGGCUAAUCAUAGCCUUUUUCGAGGCUUGCCAAAUGAUUUCUGCUACAUCUGCAAGGCACCAGGACAUUGGGCACGAGAAUGUCCUCUGCAUAGACGACAGCACAUCCCUUUCGGGAGUAGAGCAAGAGCAAAUCCACUCAGUUCCACAUACACCAACUACUACUCCAGCGUACCAUGGCAAAUCCCUCCCAUCCACCAGUCACUUCCACUCAUUUCACCCGCAGCACAUACAGCAGUCAUCCCAGCAAAACCAAGCUCCGGUACAAGCACUUCAAUUUGAGCAUUCAGCUCGUGUCACACAGAUACAAGACAAAUUCGACGACGUAUUACAGAUAGUUUUACGACAUAGUUUUUGGUCGGAAUUUCCUCAGCAAAUUCAAGGUUUCAAGAUGCGCACCUUUCGAGACAUGCUGACGGCUAAGGCAGACGGUACUAUUACCUGUUACCUUUACAAAUGUCGAGAAUUCUUCUCGUGGCUUAAAAAGCUGAAUCUUCCAGUGAAGUUGCCAGUCAGAGAGGAAUUCAUUGCCACUUUCAUUGUUGAUAAGGCAUCUGUCUCUACAUCAGACAGCACCAUCAUUACAUUGGCCUCAGCUAUUAAAUGGCUACAUUCACUAGUCAACUGCAAUCCAAAUCCUGUAGACACUUCAAUAGUGCAAAACGUUGUUGUUAGUCAGAAGCGUAACCUUCACAAACCACCUCAGCAAAAAGAACCGAUUUCUUUUGAGAUAGUUCAGUCCAUCGCACACUUCUUUGGUAACCCUAAUUGUAAUUUGAUGCAGCUUUGAACGGCAUGUUAUGUUGUCCUGAAAUUUACUCUCCUUUUUCGACAUGAUGAGAUGGCUCAAAUUAAGGCAAGUCACAUACAAAUGCUACCUAAUGACGCGGGUUUAAGUAUCUUCAUUCUUCGAUCUAAAACGGAUAUCUUUAGGGAAGGCAACAGGGCUUACAUUUCAGAUACGAAAGAAUUUUACACUCCUGUUCAAAUCCUAAAAAGAUACCUAGAGAUGUGUAAAAUUUAUAUUGGACAAGACGUUUACAUCUUCACUCCGCUAUCCUUUCAUUCAAAAUCGAACUCCUACACUCCAGUAGGGGAUAGACCUCUGAGUUACACACGAUGUAGAGAGAUAUUUUUAGACGCUUUGAAACAAAUUGGAAUAACAAAUCCCAACAGAUUCGGUCUUCACAGUAUGCGUUCGGGGGGUGCUUCACACUUAGCUAAUCAUGAUGUGUCUGUACAACAACAUGGAAGGUGGAAAACUACAGAGGCUAAGAAUAGGUACAUACAUAGAAACAUCGAAAAACGUCUCCAUGUCUCAAUGGUUCUACAGAAUAUGUAAGCGCUUCUAUCCACAUGUAAAUACUGCAUUAUCUAAUUCAAUUAAUUUAUUUAUCAUGAAGAUGUAUCAUGUAUUAUCAUUGUUCACGUAUAAUCAGUAAAUAAGAAACAAAACUGCCAGAUUUCAUAUCAGAAUUCUAUGGAUGAAGGGCCAAGGAGGACAAAGAUUUGUGAAAGCUAAUAAUGUGUUACUUUGUAUUUAAAAUAUAUCUAAUUAGAAAUUAUUGUUAUAUGCAUGAACGUAUUCCUAUUAAUAAUCAAUGAUGGUCUUCGGACUGGGACCAAAGGGCCAAGAAGGCCAUGCUCCAUGAUUGAACAGGUACCGGAUAUAAUGCAAAGAACUGUGCAGUGAAUUUGUAUAUGUAAAAGAGAUCCGGACAGAGUCCGAAGGGCCGAGAGGGCCAUGUUCCAGGUACAACGAGAGUAUAAUAUAAUUCAAGAAAUUGUUUUGCAGUUUGUACUAAUUUAAUGGAGAUCCGGACAGAGUCCGAAGGGCCGAGAGGGCCAUGUUCCCAGGUGGAACGAGUGUAAAUUAUAAUUCAAGAAAUUAUUUUACAGUUUGUACUAAUUUAAUGGAGAUUCGGACAGAGUCCGAAGGGCCGAGAGGGCCAUGUUACAAGGUGGAAUAAAUUCUGUCAAUUUAAUAAUUAACAAGUAAUUAACUAAUUAAAAUCUAAUUGCACAGUAAAAAAUUUGUAAUCUUACAGACAAACACAAGUGUACUCGUCACUCUGAGACUAACCCCAAUCCCAUGCUAAUAAAUUAAAUAGAAAUGAAA
This is a messenger RNA of Patiria miniata (bat star), 2693 nucleotides long. RefSeq lists its product as uncharacterized. Lineage: Eukaryota; Metazoa; Echinodermata; Asteroidea; Valvatida; Asterinidae. The record is from RefSeq and is a predicted model, not a curated record. The coding region runs from base 558 to 1364 and encodes 268 amino acids. The transcript has 3 exons.